UACCUCCCGAGCGCCGUCUGCACACCAGAGCUGGUGGAGGGGGCAGGAGGGUUAAACCGGGCCUCCGGAAGUCAGGCCCGGGGACAACCCCCGCUCCGCAUCCCGCCCUCCCCGUGUCCACAGGCCAUGGUGAGCGAGUCCCCGGGGCCCGGCGCCCGCGUGCCCUGGCGGCGGAGCGACGAGGCGCUGCGCGUGAACGUGGGCGGCGUGAGGCGGCGGCUGAGCGCACGCGCGCUGGCCCGCUUCCCGGGCACGCGGCUGGGCCGCCUGCAGGCCGCCGCGUCCGAGGAGCAGGCGCGGCGCCUGUGCGACGACUACGACGCGGCGGCGCGCGAGUUCUACUUCGACCGGCACCCGGGCUUCUUCCUGGGCCUGCUGCACUUCUACCGCACCGGCCGCCUGCACGUGCUCGACGAGCUGUGCGUCUUCGCCUUCGGCCAGGAGGCCGACUACUGGGGCCUGGGCGAGAGCGCGCUGGCCUCCUGCUGCCGCGCGCGCUACCUGGAGCGGCGCGUGGCGCGGCCGCGCGACUGGGACGAGGACAGCGACACGCCGAGCAGCGUGGACCCGUGCCCCGACGAGAUCUCCGACGUGCAGCGCGAGCUGGCGCGCUACGGGGCCGCGCGCUGCGGCCGCCUGCGCCGCCGCCUCUGGCUCACCAUGGAGAACCCCGGCUACUCGCUGCCCAGCAAGCUCUUCAGCUGCGUCUCCAUCGGCGUGGUGCUGGCCUCCAUCGCCGCCAUGUGCAUCCACAGCCUGCCCGAGUACCAGCCCCGCGAGGCGGCGGCCGCCGUGGCCGCGGUGGCCGCGGGUCGCGGCACGGAAGGCAUGCGCGACGACCCGGUGCUGCGGCACCUCGAGUACUUCUGCAUCGCCUGGUUCAGCUUCGAGGUGUCGUCGCGCCUCCUGCUGGCGCCCAGCACGCGCAACUUCUUCUGCCACCCCCUCAACCUCAUCGACAUCGUGUCGGUGCUGCCCUUCUACCUCACGCUGCUGGCCGGCGUGGCGCUCGGCGACCGGGGCGGCGCGGGCGGCGAGGACCUCGGUGACCUGGGCAAGGUGGUGCAGGUGUUCCGCCUCAUGCGCAUCUUCCGCGUGCUCAAGCUGGCGCGCCACUCCACCGGGCUGCGCUCUCUGGGCGCCACGCUCAAGCACAGCUACCGCGAGGUGGGCAUUUUACUGCUGUAUCUGGCCGUGGGCGUGUCCGUGUUCUCCGGUGUGGCCUACACAGCCGAGAAGGAGGAGGACGUGGGCUUUGACACCAUUCCCGCCUGCUGGUGGUGGGGCACGGUGAGCAUGACCACUGUGGGCUACGGGGAUGUGGUGCCCGUGACGGUGGCUGGCAAGCUGGCAGCCUCAGGCUGCAUCCUCGGGGGCAUCCUGGUGGUGGCGCUCCCCAUCACCAUCAUCUUCAAUAAGUUCUCUCACUUCUACCGGCGCCAGAAGGCUCUGGAGGCUGCUGUGCGCAACAGCGACCCCCGGGGGUUUGAGGAUUUGCUGAGCAGUGUGGAUGGGGUGUCGGAGGCGUCUCUGGAGACCUCCCGUGAGACCUCCCAGGAGGGAAGGUCUGCAGACCUGGAGGCCCAGGCCCCGAGUGCACCUGCAGACUCUCAGGUUUAUUAAAGCCAGGGCUCAGUGUCCUCCUUCCCACACCCCUACAGUCAGCUGAAACAGCAGAGAUCCUUCCCUGCUUACAUGGUUCAUGGUGGCCUCACUGCUCAGGAUCACUCCCCCAGCCCUGAGAAAUGGGGACUGGGUCCCUUCCUCUAAAGGCCCAGGUUAGGAUGGUGUCACCCUAGGUUCUGUGAGCCUGGAGAACAGCCCAGAGACUUUCGUAAACGAACCUCCAAGCUACUGUGAAGCAGGCAUGUGCUACAGAGAAAGUCAAAAGGAUGCUAACGGGUCAUGAACACUCCCUGCCUGUCAGCCCUAUCACACUCAGCCCUGUGUUGGAGGAUGAGAAUUGGCCCCAUUUCGCAGAUGAGGAAACUGAGGCUCAGAGAGGUGCAAUGACUCGCCCAAAUGUCUCCCAGUUCGAAGUCGUGGAGCCAAGUUGGGAAUCCAGACUCUUUGGUCGACCAAGCCAGUGUUCCUUCCAUGCUGUCUUUCUUCUGCCCUCCUAAAGUUUGCAUGUGGUUUUAGGGGGUUCAUGAAUCCUGAGAAGAUCCUCUAUCAGGGCUAGGGAAAGGCCCAGACAGAGGAUUCAGAUGUAGGAGUGCUGGACCUCAGCUGUGGUCCUUUUCCAUGAGAUUCUUUUUUUUUUUUUUUUAAUGUUUAUUUAUUUUCGAGACAAUGUGAGACACAGAAUACAAGCAGGGGAGGGGCAGACAGAAGGAGACACAGAAUCUGAAGCAGGCUCCAGGCUCUGAGCUGUCAGCCCAGAGCCCGACGCGGGGCUUGAACUCACGAACCACGAGCUCAUGACCUGAGCUGAAGUUGGACGCUCAACCGACUGAGCCACUCGGGCGCCCCCUUUCCCAUGAGAUUCUAACGGCAGUCGGCUCUCGGUGAGGUUUGGGAGGAAGGAAGAAGAGCUGCCUUCCUAGCUGCUGUGUGAGCUUUGCUGAGCAAUAGUCUUACAGCUUCCCGCCCGGGCUGGCUUGAGAAACAGACCCUGGAGGGGCCCCUGCCUGUGGCCUGAGGUCUAGACCCAGCUCUGCUAGGACACAGUGUGGGAGGUGGACACCCCAUCUCCAGGUCCCAGCCCACCUGUCACAAGGUCACAGUCUGUGCCCCGGAGGGAGAUGAAAGCCAAAUUCAGCAGGGAGUCACUGAUUUAAAGCCAGCUCUGCUCUGAGAGGUUGGUGGCAAGAAGCUGCUAUGCAUGGACACCUGUGACCCCCCCCCCCCUGCUGUCCCCAGUCUGACUGUGGCAGUUCCCUUCUUUGCACCACAUAGGCCUCCAACCCUUCCUUGAGUUACCGUCCAGGCAGACGCUUGAGACCUCUGCUCCUUUUGACCAGCUCCAGCCCUUCAUCCUUGCCGAGGACUUAUCCCUUCUACUCACCUGCUGAAUCCUUCCUUCCUACUUACUGAGACGUUGGGAGGGAAGGACACCCGUAGCGCCAUUUACAUACUGUUUCUAGGACACUCAUCACUGUACUGUCCUUGGCUGGCCACGGCUCUGUGCGCUGCCACCCCCCACAUGCUGCAUUUCAACACAGAAGACGUGUGGUGGAACCCAGGCUUGGUGGGGAGUAGGUGCUUAGUGACUACCUAAUGAAUACCUACUGAUGGAUCAGCCAGUUCGAACAGCACACUGUGUGUCAGGCGCCGGGAAGGAAGAGGAAAUGACCAGAGAGGCCUUGCCCUUGAAAGGGUAUGGACAGGACCGAACAGCAUGUCCUUUGGUCCUGCCCCCGGUUCCUCCUUACUUUACGAGGCUUUUACGGCCAUUUCUCUGUAGAUUCUUCACUCACGCAUUCAACAAAUAUCAUUGGAAGACUCACAAGCCGGGGCUUCAUGUGUGGCCUGCAGAGGCGUUUUAUUUAGCUGAACAGUACAUUUAGUAUAUUUUUUUCAUUCAAAUGCCUUUGGGUGAGGCAUGUACUUUCCAGUUCCCCAUAGCGUCUCCCCCGAAACACACACACACACACACACACACACACUCUACUGUGGUAGUCCCGCUGCUUCUCAGAUUUACUUGCCACACCUGUCCUCUGAUUCAUUGACUGCUAGGUUCAAGAGA
Panthera uncia (snow leopard) is the source of this 3688-nucleotide messenger RNA. It is a transcript of the gene KCNS1, whose product is annotated as potassium voltage-gated channel modifier subfamily S member 1. Gene Ontology annotation, cellular component: membrane; voltage-gated potassium channel complex. Lineage: Eukaryota; Metazoa; Chordata; Mammalia; Carnivora; Felidae. Gene Ontology annotation, molecular function: delayed rectifier potassium channel activity; protein binding. The record is from RefSeq and is a predicted model, not a curated record. Bases 127 to 1623 code for a protein of 498 amino acids. Gene Ontology annotation, biological process: regulation of delayed rectifier potassium channel activity; potassium ion transmembrane transport; protein homooligomerization. The transcript has 2 exons.